Pestalotiopsis fici W106-1 is the source of this 1503-nucleotide messenger RNA. RefSeq lists its product as uncharacterized. The transcript has a single exon. Lineage: Eukaryota; Fungi; Ascomycota; Sordariomycetes; Amphisphaeriales; Sporocadaceae. The record is from RefSeq and is a predicted model, not a curated record. The coding region runs from base 1 to 1503 and encodes 500 amino acids. Gene Ontology annotation, biological process: transmembrane transport. Gene Ontology annotation, molecular function: transmembrane transporter activity.
AUGGAGAAGAAUCAAGGCAAGUCGGAGGACGUCCAGGGCGAGCAGCCACCCGCUGCUGACCUAGGGCACUACUCCGUCUUCACCAACUCGAUGCGCCUCUAUCUGACAUACCUCUUGGGCUUUGUCAUAAUCCUCUCGACUCUGACGGCAACGAUCUACUUCCCGCUCAUUCCAUUACUGAGUCGCGAGUUUUCGGUAUCGGUUCAGGCCAUCAACCUCACAGUCACGCUGUACGCCGUGUGCCAGGGGGUUACCCCGCCUAUCUUCGCGUCGCUGGCUGACUGUUUUGGCCGCCGCCGCCUGCUCCUCUGCCUGGUGGCGCUUUAUACCUGUGCCAGCCUGGGGCUCGCGCUGAACCGCGACAGCUACAGCACAUUGCUUGCCCUUCGUGCCCUCCAGAGCGUCGGCGGCUCAGCGACGCCAGCAAUCGCCUAUGGCAUCGUGGCAGACGUUGCCGUGGUGUCGGAGCGUGGCCGCAUGCUGGGGCCCAUGCUGUCGUUAUGUAAUGGGAUAUCCGCCGUCGGGCCCGUGAUUGGCGGUGCAGUGGCUCAGAGUACGGGCGCCUACAAAUGGGUCUUCCUUUCGCUCUGUAUCGUCGGGAUUGUGUGCUUGGUGCUCGUCGGAUUCACACUGCCCGAAACGGCGAGAGCAGUAGUCGGUGAUGGGUGCGGCAAGCCUCCUAUACUCUCCAAGGUCUGGGGUACUGAGGACGUCUUGAUGAAAUAUGGCACGACAUGUGACCGAAAUCAUCAAGACCAUAUCCAACGGGACAUGAUACCAAGGGCUCAAUGGAAGCCCACCAUGCUGCUCGAGUCACUGCGCAUCAUCUUCCACCCCGACGCAGCGGCCGUGCUGUGGAUGAUCGCGACGUCGUAUUGCGUUUACUAUACUUUCCAAGUCGCCAUCCCCGUCAUUUACGAAGAUGUCUACGGAUAUAACAAUCUCCAGAUUGGUCUUGCCUUCUUGUCCGGGCUCGCCGGCAUGACGGUGGGUGGUAUCGUGGCCGGAAAAUUGCUCGAUCGAAAUUUCACCGUCGUUGCCCGCAAGAACGGUUUCCCCAUUGACAGGGAAAAGGCGCAGACUCUCGACGACUUCCCUCUCGAGGCGGCCAGGUACCGGUCUAUCGUGCCUUUCGUUGUGUUGGAAGUGGCCUUGGUGGCGGGCUACGGAUGGGCCGUACAGCAAGAGGUACAUCCCGCAGCGUUGCUGGUGAUGCAGUUCUUCAUCUGCGCCUCAUCUACGCUUCUGAGCCAUACAUCUAGUGCUCUCCUCGUGGACAUGUUUCCCAGCAAGUCCAGCACGUCGUACGCCUCUGGCCAGCUGAUGCGAUGUGGGCUGAGCGCUGCUUCGGCUGCUGUGCUGGCUCCGCUGACCGAAGCUGUCGGUAGGGGUUGGUACUUUACCUUGUUUUCUGUAUUCACCGCUGUGAGCGCCCUCGCAUGUGUCUGGCUUACAAUGAUCAAAGGCAAGUCGUGGAGACAGAAACGAUGUUCUUCAAGGUGA